Molecule: messenger RNA, 12635 nt
Organism: Anolis carolinensis (green anole)
Lineage: Eukaryota; Metazoa; Chordata; Lepidosauria; Squamata; Anolidae
Gene: kmt2a
Product: lysine methyltransferase 2A
Exons: 36
Coding region: 124-11928 (3934 amino acids)
Biological process (GO): positive regulation of DNA-templated transcription
Cellular component (GO): nucleus; histone methyltransferase complex
Molecular function (GO): zinc ion binding; histone H3K4 methyltransferase activity; protein binding
Source: RefSeq, a predicted model, not a curated record
CAGGGCCCCGAGGGGCGGCGCGUGGCGCAGGCAGGUUCCCGGGCGCGCUCCUCAGCAGAGCCGCGACACUCCCUCCCUCAGUCCCUGCCUCCCUGGCUCCCUCCCGCCCGCCUGGCAGCGAAGAUGGCGCACAGCGGUCGGUGGCGCUUCCCGGCCCGUCCCGGCAGCGGGGGCGGCGGGAGGCGGGCGCUGGGCGGCGGGGGGCGGCUGCGGGUGGCGGCCUGGCGGGGCCCGCGCCCUCCCGCUUCCUCCGGAGGCGGCGGCGGAGGAGUAGGCCCCGCGGCGGGAGAAGGGGGCGGGCCCGCGCCUCAGCCCCAGCCCCUCGGCCUCCCCGGCGGCGCCUGCCUCGCGCCGGGCUUCGACGCCGCGCUCCAAGUCUCCGCCGCCAUCGGCAUCAACCUGCGCCGCUUCCGGGCUGCCUGCGGGGCCGAAGCAGAAGGCGCUGAGGAUGAGCAGUUCCUAGGCUUUGGAUUAGACGAUGCCAAAAGGGCAGAGUCCAAAGGGCAGAGUCCCGCCAAGUCUCCCACAGCCAAGGCCGGCGCACGCAAACCUCGAGGGAGGCCCCGGAGCACCUCGGAUCAAAAUUCUGUUGUGCUGCCAGAGUCGUUGCCUGCAUACCCACCUUUGAGCAAACCAGAGCCCACCUUGAUGGAGAAAGCGAAGAAGGAGCUGAAAGGUGUUGAAAAGCGGCGAGGGAGGCCUCCGGCCCUCAGCAGCGUGAAGUUCAAGCUCUCUGACAAAGAGGGGCUCCCAGAGGCGCUGAAGGGAGGCCAUGAAGAAAAAGAGAACCUGAAGAAAAUCAAGCGGACCCCAUCCGCAGCAUUCCACCACGCGGCGAAAAUCAAGAAGCUGAGGGCAGGCAAACUCUCCCCAUUGAAGUCUCAGUUCAAAGCUGGAAAACUGCAGAUCGGGAGGAAGGGGGUCCAAAUAGUGCGCCGGAGGGGACGGCCGCCCUCCUCAGAGAGAGCCUUGAAAGCCACAACAGUAGCCCUGGAGGUGGGCUCCCAGCUGGAGAAGAGCCAGCGGGCGCGGAAGGAGAAAGAAGGGGCGCUCCCGCUCCCCAAGGACGAGAAGGCUGUCCGUCAGAGCCCCCGCCGCCCGGUGAGGAUCAUCCCCUCCUCCAAGCGGACGGAUGCCGCCAUUGCCAAGCAGCUCCUGCAGCGGGCCAAGAAGGGGGCCCAGAAGAAGAUCGAGAAGGAGGCGGCCAAGCUGCAGGGGCGCAAGGGCCGGACCCAGCUGAAGAACAUUCGGCAGUUCAUCAUGCCGGUGGUGAGUGCCAUCUCCUCGCGCAUCAUCAAGACCCCCAAGCGCUUCAUCGAGGACGAGGACUACGACCCGCCCAUCAAGAUCGCGCGCCUGGAGUCCACGCCAAACAGCCGCUUCAGCGCCACCUCCUGCGAAUCCAGCGAGAAGUCCAGCGGCGCCUCCCAGCACUCCUCCCAGGGCUCCUCGGGCUCCUCCUCACGCUCCAGCAGCCCCAGCGUGGACACCUCCUCCGACUCCCAGGCCUCCGAGGAGGCGCAAGGGGCCCUGUCCGAAGAAGGGGGCCACACUCCGGAAGAGGCCCAGCCCUCGCCGCCUGCCUCCCCUUUGCCGGAAAACGGGAGCGGAGAGAGGAGGCGGCGGCGGAGGCGCAGGAGGAGGUUCUCCCUGGCCGAAGGGGGCUUUGGACCCAAAGCGGCCAAGAAACUGCCCGGCCUCCAAGGCGUGGGGCCCCCUCAACAGCCCCCUCAGCAGCAGCAGCCCCCUCAGCCAUUACCGCCCUCGCAGCCCCCCUCCUCUUCCUCAUCCUCCCCUCCCCCGCCGCUCCUCUCCCCUCCCCCACCCCUCCAGCCCCCGGCCGGCCUCUCAGACCACGCCCCCCCUUGGCUCAUGCCCCCCGCCAUCCCCUUGGCCCCCGCCUUCUUGCCCCCCGGCGCUGCUGCCGCCUCCUGUUCAAUGCAGGAGAAGCGUAAGUCCAUCCUCCGGGAGCCCACCUUCCGCUGGACCUCCCUGAAGCACUCUCGCGCCGAGCCCCAGUACUUCUCCUCAGCCAAGUAUGCCAAAGAAGGCCUCAUCCGCAAGCCCAUCUUCGACAACUUCCGGCCCCCGCCGCUGACCCCUGAGGACGUCGGCUUCGCCUCCGGCUUCUCCGGAGCAGCAGCCCCGGCCCACUUGUUCUCCCCUCUUCAUUCAGGAUCCCGGUUCGACCUGCACAAGAGGAGCCCCCUGCUCCGCGCCCCCCGCUUUACCCCCAGCGAGGCCCAUUCCCGCAUCUUCGAGUCUGUGACCUUGCCUUCCUCCGUAGGCCGUAGUGCCUCUGGCGGUGUGGUGGCUGCCGGCUCUUCAAGGAGGCGGAAGCGGAGGGUCUUCAGCCCCAUUCGGUCCGAACCCAGGUCCCCGUCGCACUCCAUGAGGACGAGGAGCGGGCGGCUCACCACCUCAGAGCUGUCCUCUCUCCCUCCUCCGUCGUCUUCUUCCUCUUUAACCAACAUCUCCGUGGGGUCCCUCGCCACCAGUGCCUUAAACUCCACCUUCGCGUUCCCUUCCCAUUCACUCUCUCAGCCGGGAGAGCAAGUGGAGAAGAGCCAGAGGCCGCGGAAGCAGGCGGGCGCUUCCUCCGAGCCGUUCUCCGGCAGCUCCGCUCCCCUCUUUCCGUGGUUCACCCCAGUUUCCCAGACAGAGAGGGGCAAAAACAAGGACAAAACCAUCAGUGAUCCAUCCAAAGAUAAAGAUGGCGAGCGAGGUCUGGAGAAGGAGAGGAGCCGAGAGAGAGACCGGGAGCGGGAAAAGGAGAACAAGCGGGAGUCCCGGAAAGAGAAGAGGAAGAAGGCCCCGGAGGCCCAGGGCGGCUCGGCUCUGUUCCCGCUGGCGCGUGUGGCCAAAGGAAAGACCACCGCCCACGAAGAAGUGGCUGUCUCCUCUUCUGCGAAGAGGCCUGUGGGACGGAAAAAGGUGGCACCAGCAGCACCUGAUUUGGCAGUGGACACCCCUGCCGUGGUUCUGGUAGACUCUGCUUCUGCCGUGGCCAAGAGCAAAGCGCCCAAGAAGGGCCGAGGGGCCUUAGAGAAGCCCAGCCUGGAUCUCAGCCUUGCUGCUCCCUUGGCGGAGAAGGAGGAGUCCCCGCGCCUCUCCUCCGUCGGCCUCAAGCAUGCCUCCAUCAGCUCCGUGUUGGCCCAUGCAGACAAAAUCCCCGUGACCGACAAGAGGGUGGCCAGCCUCCUGAAGAAAGCCAAAGCCCAGCUGUACAAGAUCGAGAAGAGCAAGUCCCUCAAGCAGGCGGAGCAGCCCAAGGGCCAGGAGAGCGAUUCCUCGGAGGCCUCAGUGCGAGGGCCACGCAUAAAGCACGUCUGCAGGAGGGCGGCUGUCGCGCUGGGACGCAAGCGAGCGGUCUUCCCGGACGACAUGCCCACCCUGAGUGCCUUGCCAUGGGAGGAGCGGGAGAAGAUUCUCUCCUCCAUGGGGAAUGACGACAAGUCCUCCAUUGCUGGUUCCGAAGAUGCCGAGCCCCCGGCACCACCCAUCAAGCCCAUCAAGCCAGUCACCAGGAACAAGGCCCCCCAGGAGCCCCCUGUGAAAAAGGGCAGGCGGUCAAGGCGCUGUGGGCAGUGUCCGGGGUGCCAGGUCCCCGAGGACUGCGGCGUCUGCACAAACUGCCUGGACAAGCCAAAGUUUGGUGGCCGCAACAUAAAGAAGCAAUGCUGCAAGAUGAGGAAGUGUCAGAACCUGCAGUGGAUGCCCUCCAAAGCCUACCUUCAGAAGCAAGCCAAAGCCGCCAAGAGGAAGGAGAAGAGGUCCAAGCCUAACGAGAAGAAGGAGAGCCAGGCAGGGAAGGGCCAGUCGGAGCCUGGGCAGAAAGCGGCCCCCGCUCAGCCCCCGUUACCAAAAGAGGGCCAGACCCCCAGAAGGGCCAGCGACCCGGUGGCCCGGAAGCCCAGCGAGGAGAAGGGCGAGGAGGGGCCGCCACCGACCCUCCCGGACCCCAAGCCGGCCCUGCCUUCCGUCACCAGGAAGUCUGGCAAGCAGGCAGCACCCUCCGCUCCAGCGCCCCCUGUCCCAGCCCUAGCCCCAGGCCCACCGAAGAAGGAAGCCCCCAAAAUCCUUGUCCCUGCGGAGCCCAAGAAGAAGGCAGCCCCACCACAAGACGCAGCUAUAGAGCAAAGCAAACAGAAGAAAAUCACUCCUCGUCCAACUUUGCCGGCAAAACAGAAGCUGAAAGAAAAGGAAAAGCCUCCUCCGCCAACUGCCCGGCCAGAAAGCAGCGUCCCCAGUGCCCUGAGCGCUUUACCAAGCGGCAACAUCUCUAGGCAGAAGCCCCUGGCAGACCGCGUCCACACCAUCCGAGUGGACUUCAAGGAAGACUGUGAGGUUGAGAGCAUUUGGGAAAUGGGCGGCUUGAGCAUCCUGACCUCUGUUCCGAUCACGCCCCGGGUGGUCUGCUUCCUGUGUGCCAGCAGUGGGCACGUGGAGUUUGUGUAUUGCCAGGUGUGUUGUGAGCCCUUCCACAAGUUCUGCCUGGAGGACGGCGAGCGGCCCUUGGAGGACCAGCUGGAGAACUGGUGCUGCCGUCGUUGCAAGUUCUGCCACGUCUGUGGGAGGCAGCACCAGGCCACCAAGCAACUUCUGGAGUGCAACAAGUGCCGAAACAGCUAUCACCCGGAGUGCCUGGGACCAAACUACCCCACAAAGCCCACCAAGAAGAAGAAGGUCUGGAUCUGCACCAAGUGCGUCCGCUGCAAGAGCUGUGGGGCAACGACGCCGGGCAAGGGGUGGGAUGCCCAGUGGUCCCAUGACUUCUCUCUGUGUCAUGACUGUGCCAAACUCUUCGCUAAAGGGAACUUCUGCCCUCUGUGCGACAAAUGCUACGAUGACGACGACUACGAGAGCAAGAUGAUGCAGUGCGGGAAGUGCGACCGCUGGGUCCACUCCAAGUGUGAAAACCUCUCUGACGAGAUGUACGAGCUCCUCUCCAACCUGCCAGAAAGCGUGGCCUACACCUGCAUCAACUGCACGGAGCAGCACCCGGCAGAAUGGCGGCUGGCGCUGGAGAAGGAGUUGCAGCUCUCCCUGAAGCAGAUCUUGGCGGCCCUAUUCAACUCCAGGACAACCAGCCACUUGCUGCGCUACCGACAGGCAGCCAAACCCCCCGACUUGAACCCGGAGACGGAGGAGAGCGUCCCCUCCCGCAGUUCUCCCGAAGGCCCGGAUCCGCCGGUGCUCACCGAGGUCAGCAAGCAGGAGGAGCAGCAGCUUCGGGACCUGGAGAGCAUGAAGAAGAAAAUGGACCAAGGAGGCUACACUUCUGUGCUGGACUUCAGUGAUGACGUGGUCAAGAUCGUUCAAGCCGCCAUCAAUGCGGACGGAGGGCAGCCGGAGCUGAAGAAGGCCAACGGCAUGGUGAAGUCCUUCUUUAUCCGGCAAAUGGAGCGUGUGUUUCCGUGGUUCAGCGUAAAGAAAUCAAGAUUUUGGGAACCCAAUAAAGUUACACCCAACAGUGGGAUGCUGCCGAACGCCGUCUUGCCCCCGUCGCUCGACCACAACUACGCUCAGUGGCAGGAGCGUGAGGAGAACAGCUGUGCCCAGCAGCCUCCCUUGAUGAAGAAGAUCAUUCCUGCCCCGCGGCCCAAGGGGCCUGGAGAGCCGGACUCCCCAACCCCGAUGCCUCCACCAACACCACUGUCCACCAAUCCCGACAGAACCCAGGAGGACGGCCCAGACCUUGCCCCUCCUCCAGAUGUGGAAGACAACCGGCAGUGUGCGCUUUGCUUGAAGUAUGGCGAUGACGGGGGAAACGAUGCCGGGCGGCUCCUCUACGUCGGCCAGAACGAGUGGGCCCACGUGAACUGCGCCCUGUGGUCAGCGGAGGUGUUUGAGGAUGACGGCGGCUCCUUGAAGAACGUGCACAUGGCCCUGAUCCGCGGGAAGCAGCUGAGAUGUGAGUUCUGCCAGAGGCCUGGGGCCACGGUGGGCUGCUGCCUGACCUCCUGCACAAGCAACUACCACUUCAUGUGCUCCCGGGCCAAGAACUGCAUCUUCCUGGAGGACAAGAAAGUGUAUUGCCAACGCCACCGGGACCUGAUCAAAGGGGAGGUGGUGCCAGAGAAUGGCUUUGAGGUCCUGAGAAGAGUCUUUGUGGACUUUGAAGGGAUCAGUUUGAGGCGACGGUUUCUGAAUGGCCUGCAGCCGGAGAACAUCCACAUGAUGAUCGGCUCAAUGACCAUCGACUGCCUCGGGAUCCUGAAUGACCUCUCAGAUUGUGAAGACAAGCUCUUCCCCAUUGGCUACCAGUGCUCCCGGGUGUACUGGAGCACGAUGGAUGCCCGGAAGCGCUGCGUCUACACCUGCAAGAUCAUGGAGUGCCGCCCUGCGGCCCUGGAGCCAGACAUCAACAGCACGGUGGAGCACAGCGACAACAGGACGGUUGCUCACAGCCUGGCCCUUCUUCCGGAAAUCCCAGCCAGGGAGGGCCGGGGGCUGCCGCCCGUCCUGAGAGCCCCCUCCGCCGACCUUCCUCUGCAUCCUCCGCACUGCAAGGCUCUGCGCAUCAGGACACCGGGCUUUCCCCCUGCCCAGAGGUCACCUGGUUCGCGCCCCUUGCCCUCCGCAGGGAGCCCUACUCCUGUGACGCAUGAAAUCGUGACGGUGGGAGACCCACUGCUCUCUUCUGGACUUAAGAGCAUUGGCUCCCGGAGACCCAGUGCCUCUCCGCUGUCUCCCCAGCAACUGAGGUCCUGGGCAGUGCCUCCCAACCGGACAGAAGCCCCCCAUCAUGGCACCAGGCCCAGCGUCUCUUUAGGACCCAGCCUCUCCCCUGCCCCAGAGCAGGAUUCGUUGAGCACCAAGCCUCCGGAGCACCCUCUGGGCCCAGGAGCCCCAGGCCUCUCUGUCCAGAACAGCCCUCCGCCUCCCAUUUCCCCAAAGCAAGCAGCGGGCGGCGGAGACAAAGGCACUCCUCCCUCUGAGGGGACAGGCCUGUCAUCCGAAGCAGCCUCAGCGGGAGGGCCCACCCCUGCCAAGGCGACAGAAAAGGCCAAGCUGCUGGGCCCCAAGGACUUCAUCUCUUCCCCUGGGAAUUCGAAAGCACUUCCUCCAGGACAAAGCCUGUCUGGAGUGGAGGCAAACCCCAGCCAAGCAGGAAAGCUCCCUGAAGCCCCACCAGAGCCCUUUCCUCCCAAGGAGCCAGUGCCCUUUCUGCCUGUGCAACAGAGAGCGCCAAAGAAGGAGCAAGAGCAGCAGGCGGAUCUCCCCCAGGUGGAAAAGAGCUGCUCCCUCCAGGAUCUAGAAGCCAAGGCCUCCAAGCCUCCGGGAGCAGGUCUCCAGCCUCCUUCCAUCAGCGACCCCUUAGCGUCUUCCAUGGGCCGAGAGAGGCGGCAGAAGGCCAGGAGGGGAGCCAAGGAGAGGCAUCCCAGCAAGCCUUUCACGAGUCUCCUCCCGGCCGACAACCAGGAAAGCACAGGGCCCGAGUGUGUUCUCCCUUCUGCCACUCCUGAGCCGGUUCCCCUGAGGCUCUGCAACAGCACUUUGGCUCCAGAGAAGGCACCAGACAACAGUGGGCUGUUGAGCCAGAGGGCACCCAAGGCUCCCUUCCAGGGAGAUGCAGCAGCCCCUUUGAAGGAGAUGCAGGCUUCCCAGAAGCGCACCGUGAAGGUGACCCUGACUCCUCUCAAAAUGGAAGGGGAGAGCAAGAGUGUCCAGAGAGAGAGCGAAGCAGAGCUGCAAAGCAAGGAGAGCAAGCCGGACUCUUCCAGGGCUCAGUCCGGCAACGGCUGCGUUCUUGCAGAAGGCCAGAGCACUGCUGCUACUACUGCUGCUUCUUCGGCCCCCGAGGCCCCCGGAGAGGGCUACCCCAGCCUCCCUGUUCAGGGGAGCGGUUUGAUGAUCCAGGACGGGGCGAAGGCGCAGGAGGACGGGGCUUACAAGCGGAGGUACCCCCGGCGCAGCGCCAGGGCCAGGUCCAACAUGUUUUUUGGGCUGACCCCCUUGUAUGGAGUGAGGUCCUACGGCGAGGAGGACAUCCCCUUCUACAGCAACUCCACAGGCAAGAAGCGUGGGAAGAGGUCGGCCGAAGGGCAAGUGGACGGAGCGGAUGACCUCAGCACGUCCGACGAGGAAGAGCACUACUACUACAACUUCACCCGGACCGUAGUCUCCAGCGGAGAAGAGCACCUGCCCCCACACGGCUUGUUCCGUGAAGAGGAGAACAUCAGCCUCCCUCCUAAGAUCUCCCAGCUGGACGGCGUAGACGACGGGACGGAGAGUGACACCAGCAUCACGGUGACCACCAGGAAGGGCAACCCAGUGACCAAGAGGAGCAGCAGCAAGGAGAACGGAACGGAGAGCCUGAAGGAGAGCAGUGGGGAGAAGGCCCAGGUGACCAAGGGCUCAGCGGGGCACAAAGUGGCCGAGUCCAAGAUGGAGAACUGCCGGGUCAAGGCUCAGAGCCAGGAUCCCUUGGAGGCCCAGCUGAGCUCCCUGGAGGCCGCAGGCCGCCGGACCCGAGCCUCCACAGAGCCCCCAGAGAAGAACCUCCUGGACACCUUCAGCACCGAGCUGCUCAAGUCCGACUCGGACAACAACAACAGCGACGACUGCGGAAACAUCCUCCCUUCGGACAUCAUGGACUUUGUGCUGAAGAACACCCCCUCGAUGCAAGCCCUGGGGGAGAGCCCCGAGUCCUCCUCCUCGGAGCUGCUGACGCUGGGGGACGGCCUGGGCCUGGACAGCAACCGGGGCAAGGACAUGGGCCUCUUCGAGGUCUUCUCUCAGCAGCUGCCCAGUGCCGAGCCAGUGGACAGCAGCGUCUCGUCCUCCAUCUCGGCCGAGGAGCAGUUCGAGCUGCCCUUAGAGCUCCCGUCCGACCUCUCCGUCUUGACAACGCGGAGCCCCACGGUGCCCAGCCAGAACCACAGCCGGCUUGCCACCAUUUCCGAGGCCUCGCUCUCCUCCUCUCGGGAGAGAGCCAUGCUGGCCUUGCCUUCCGCAGAGCCUGCCGAGAAAAGGGUCACCGUCACGGAGAAGUCUGCACCCAGCGAAGGGGAGCCGCCCCUCCUGAGCCCCCAAGUGGACCCCAGCCCUGACGGACCCCUCACCCCGGACACCUUCAUCCAGGGCCACAUGGAGCCAGAGCACAUCACCAGCCCCUCCUGCGGACCCUCGGAGCAAGACCUGGCCAGGAGCAGUGGGACGCCCGGCCUCCAGGUCCCCGUCUCGCCCACCCUCCCACUCCAGGGCGCCAAGUACAGGCCCAGCGCUGUGGAGAGCCCCGGCCCCUCCCAAAUCACCAACGCUGCGGUGCAGACAGCCCCCCUCCACCUCAAGCCCGGCGCUGAGAAGCUCUUGGUGGUGAACCAGAACAUGCAGCCUCUUUAUGUCCUGCAGACAUUGCCCAAUGGCGUCACGCAGAAGAUCCAGCUGACCUCCUCUGUGGGAUCCGCCACGGGAGUGAUGGAAGCCAUGGGGCCAAUGGGAUCGGCUGAGCUGGCGCUGGCCGCGGGGCUGAGCCCCAGCCUGCCCUCCUCCUCCCAGCAGCCCCUCUUCCCUUCCUCCGGCAAAGGGCUGCUGCCCAUGGCCCACCACCAGCACCUGCACCCCUUCUCAGCCGGACCACAGAGCGGAUUCCCCCCGGCCCUGGCCAGCCCCGGGCCCUCCUCGGGCCUCCUGAUUGGCGUCCAGCAGCCGCCGGACCCCGAGGCUGGCCAGAGGGGUGAGCUGGGCCCCUCCCCUUCCCCCGGGACCCCGCCCUCCGCCCUCGGCAAGAAGCGCCCCAUUGCACGGCUGCAGUCGCGGAAGAGCAAGAAGCUGGCCCCGUCCGACAUGGCUCCCUCCGGCAUGGCCCUGGUCAACUUCGCUCCGUCCCAGCUGCCCUCCCAUCCGGGCCUCCUGGACCUGGGGGGAGCGGUCAGCACUUCGUCGUCCCACAGGGCCCUCCCCAACAUCAUCAAGCGCUCCAAGGCCGGAGGGGUGAUGUACUUUGAGCAGCAACCUCUCUUGCCCCCGGGGCCAGCAAUCGGAACGCCAUCCGGCGGGGUUGGGCCCGAAGUGGGCUGCCUUGCCCCUGGCCCAGCCUCCCCUCCCCCUGUGCUGAACGUGGUGCCCAUGCAGCCCCUGUCCGGCCCGGCCACCCCUGGCCACGCGAUGGGGAGGGGCCACGCUAUGCCAGGCACCUCCCCAGACAUGGGGCCCUUGGGAAGCCUCCUCCUCAAAGCUUCCCAGCAGCAAGGCCUGGGCCUCCCCGAGCCCCACCCGGCCCCCCCUCCACCCCCUGUCCCCUCUGGGAUCUUUGCCCCGCUGGCCGAGGGCCCCCCAGCGGCUCAGGGGGCCUCGUCCAGCAUGUGCGUCUUGCCCUCUCCCCAGACUCUGGGCCUGGCCCCUGACGCGGAUGGCCCCUACCAGCCGGGGCCCCCCCUGACCCAGCUCCUUUCUGGCAAAAGUGGGGCCAUGGCGCCCCAGUCAGGAACCCCUCCACUACCCCGCUUUCCUCCGGCAGUGGAUGCCGCAGACUCCUCUUUGGAGCAAAGCAAGCCCUGUGUUUCCUCCGCCACCGCCGUGCGUGCCACUCCCGCUGCUGCUACUCCCGGGGUGCCCCAACCUGCAGAGCAGGGCCCCCCAAGCGCCACGAAGGCCAAGCUCAAAGCCAAGAGGCUCCCGCCCUCCGUGGACAGCAAGGCGUCUGCAAAGAAGCACAAGGCCACUCCGCUCUGGACCAGGUCCCUGGAGAAGGAGGCUCCCCAGCGAGGCACAAGGGGGGCAGCAGCCCAGGAGGCCGGCGGCAGAAUCCCUGCCGCAAAGGUGCAGCCGGAGGAGAAAGAAAGCCUAGACCCCCCGGCCCCGAAGGCGGCAGGACAACCCGCAUCUCUCCCCGAAGCCCACCCGCAUCUCUCCCCGAAGCAGAGCACACCAAGCGAACCAGAGCCGGCAGACCCCAAGGCUCCCGAGGAGGAAGAGGAGGAGGAGGAGGGCACCUUCAGCUCCCCACUCAUGUUCUGGCUGCAGCAGGAGCAGAGGAGAAAGGAAGGCCUUGUGGAGAGGAAGCCCAAGAAGGGGCUGGUCUUUGAGAUCUCCAGCGAUGACGGCUUUCAGAUCUGUGCAGAAAGUAUUGAAGAGGCCUGGAAAUCCUUGACUGACAAAGUCCAGGAGGCGCGGUCCAACGCCCGCUUGAAGCAGCUCUCCUUUGCAGGUGUGAGUGGGCUGCGGAUGUUGGGCCUUCUCCACGAUGCCGUGGUCUUCCUGGUGGAGCAGCUCUACGGCGCCAAGCACUGCCACAACUACAAGUUCCGCUUCCACAAACCGGAGGAGACCAAGGAGCCCCCCGUCAACCCCCAUGGCUCCGCCAGGGCCGAAGUGCACCUCAGGAAGUCUGCCUUUGACAUGUUCAACUUCCUGGCCUCCAAGCACCGCCAGCCGCCCGAGUACCACCCCAACGAGGAGGAGGAGGAGGAGGUGCAGCUGAAGUCUGCCCGGAGGGCCACCAGCAUGGACCUCCCCAUGCCCAUGCGCUUCCGGCACCUGAAGAAGACCUCCAAGGAGGCCGUCGGGGUCUACAGAUCCCCCAUCCACGGCCGAGGCCUGUUCUGCAAGAGGAACAUCGACGCCGGCGAGAUGGUGAUCGAAUACGCCGGCAACGUCAUCCGCUCCAUUCUCACUGACAAGCGGGAGAAGUACUACGACAGCAAGGACAUCGGCUGCUACAUGUUCCGCAUUGACGACGCGGAGGUGGUGGACGCCACCAUGCACGGGAACGCGGCCCGCUUCAUCAACCACUCCUGCGAGCCCAACUGCUUCUCCCGGGUCAUCAACAUCGACGGGCAGAAGCACAUCGUCAUCUUCGCCAUGCGCAAGAUCUUCCGCGGGGAGGAGCUGACCUACGACUACAAGUUCCCCAUCGAGGACGCCAGCAACAAGCUGCCCUGCAACUGCGGUGCCAAGAAGUGCCGCCGGUUCCUCAACUGAGCUUCCUGCCCGAGGGGCCGACCCCCCCCCCCCGCCCUUUGGCUGCAAAGGGAGGGGUGGGCUUUGUGGAAAGGCGGGGUCCUUUCCACUCCUCCAUUGGUUCCUCAGGCCAGAAAAGGGAGAUCGCUGAGGCCAGCCCUGGCCUUGGUUCGGGCAGCUUCCAUGAAUUCAGGGUCUGGGGGGGAGGGAGGGAGGGAGGGGCACUCAGGGGAGGGGGCCAGCCUUCCUUCCUGCUGUCCUGCCGCCAGAGGGGACCCCAGGGCAUCCAUGUUGGAGGCAAAGCCUUCUAGGAAACCACUGCUUCCAAAAUGGAAAGAGGGGUGGCACUGGGGAGGGUGGGGGAUGUGGGUUUGCACUGGGAGGGAGAUAAGCACCCCCCCCCCCCCCCGCUUUGUCCCCAGAGAGGCCGGCCCUGUUCCCGUUCCGAAACGCAGCAGCAGCACAACUUCCUUUCCGCCCCUUUUGAGUUUGCCCCCCCCCCCCCCCCGGUCGCGUCAUUGGAUCUUACCCGGUUCUGUUUACAGCUUGCGUAUUUAAGGUUUUUUGUAAAUGUAAAUAUAUUUUGUAUAUUUUUCUAUGAGAAGCAGCACUUCGUAAGGGAAGAGUACUUAUGGGACUAUUUGUCUUUCCUUUUUUUUUUCUCCCAAUUGUGGCGUCCUCCAAGACCGUCUCCUCCGAAGGGGGGAGGCCUUGGGCAGGGGGGCCUG